Molecule: messenger RNA, 1204 nt
Organism: Rhizophagus irregularis DAOM 181602=DAOM 197198
Lineage: Eukaryota; Fungi; Glomeromycota; Glomeromycetes; Glomerales; Glomeraceae
Source: RefSeq, a predicted model, not a curated record
AAAAAAUUGAUCCUGUACUUUACUUCAAAGGAUAACAAAAUACCUGAUGUCAGUAACUGCAAGACUUUCAAAGAUUUCCACGCAACUCAUAUUUACAAUAGAUGGGCCAAAAAGAAGACAUCUAAAAAAGGACUCGAUUUUAUCUACGGCAAAGUUUAUCGGAAUUUUAGACGUACUCCUAGUUCAUCUACAAAAGUCAGAAAAAGACAAGAGGCACGCUUCGAUGCAUCGAUAAGGCAUACUUUUCAUAACGCUAAUCUACAAAUUGAUGCUCCGAUGGAUGAUAAACUCCGAGCUGCACAGCAUCAUAUGCUUUUGUUUCAAGAAAAUCAACAAUUCAGCAAGCCUAUUAAACAUCUUCGUUACAAGAAAAAAUUUAUCAUACCCAAACAAGAUGAUUAUACCUUUCUACUCCCAUUUCCUGAAACUAACACUAUUCCUAUAGUAGCCACGUCCGAUUUUAGUCAUAUUGACAGCUCCGUUGUAUCUCCACCCUUUGGUAAUUCUACACCACCACCAUCUGUUAUUGAUAUUUUUGAAAACGUGCCACUACAUUAUAUUUUGUUAAUUCCAGAAGAACCCUUUUAUGAAGGCGGUCUACACAAUCAACCUUCUCGCAACAGAAUUAGGAAACACAAUCUGAAACCACUUACGGUUGGCAGUCAUGCUUGGUUAGCCCAUAUGAAAGAAAUUUAUGAUAUCCAUAUAGAGGAUACGAAAUAUGAACUGGAUAAAAUUGAUGCUGGAAUUUGAUGGGAUACUACUCCCGAAAAAGGUAUCUACUGAGAGGAUCUUUGCGGCAUGAUUAUGGAAUAUACCACCGCUCAACAUGAUUAUGAGUUAAAAUUACUCGAAGUCUCAUCUAUCAUGCAAACCGUGCCUGGAUCACUUAAGAAAAGCAAACAAAGGAAACGAGAAAAAGAAAUAGCACAGAAAAAACAAGAAGAUACAGAAAUCUUAGAAGAGUUAUUUAAUUGUGUCAAAACUAUAGACCAUGCUAUAUACAUGGAAUACCACAGGGAAGAAGUUGGUUUAAAAUAUCAGCCUUGUGCCCUUAUGGAGGAUCGAACACUCAAACGAUGUGCCAAUGAUAACGGCAACUUAGACACUUUCUACGGUCAUCAUAAAAAUAAAAAGGUUUGUAUGAUAUCCACCUUAAAGGACUUGGAAAUGAGUUCAUCUGACAAUAUUAUCUAGUAUCUGU